Osmia bicornis bicornis is the source of this 2043-nucleotide messenger RNA. RefSeq names its product deformed epidermal autoregulatory factor 1 (gene Deaf1). The coding region runs from base 237 to 1679 and encodes 480 amino acids. The record is from RefSeq and is a predicted model, not a curated record. The transcript has 4 exons. Gene Ontology annotation, biological process: positive regulation of transcription by RNA polymerase II. Gene Ontology annotation, molecular function: DNA-binding transcription activator activity, RNA polymerase II-specific; RNA polymerase II cis-regulatory region sequence-specific DNA binding. NCBI's taxonomy places the organism in Eukaryota, Metazoa, Arthropoda, Insecta, Hymenoptera, Megachilidae.
ACUCGUACUUAGAAUCUAUGCGAUCGAAAAAAGUAAAGAUUCCGUCGCAAACUGUAGAGAAAUAAUGACAAUUGAGUUAGUUAAUAGGAAAUUCGUUUGACGGCACUGUUAAUUUCGAUUCGAUUGUGAUUACUUUGUAACCGAUGUUGAGUAAAUUUCAAGUAUCGUGAUCGCGUGUAAUCAUAGCUAGCCGAAAAUCGUGGCGCUGCGUUAAGCGUGCGCUGACGCCAUUGUGUAUGCGUGAGGCGAGAACAGCCGAAAUGGAGGAAAGUCAAACAUCGGAAAGUGUCGCCGUGCUACCGGACAUGUCCGAACCGUUGACGAGCGAGACCGAGGAGGCGUCUGCCCUAACGACCGAGCACGAGGCGCAUCCCGUCGCCGUGACGGCGAGCGUCACUCCAGUAGCGGGUGUUCCUGGUGUUCCAGGAGUUGGUGUACCGGUUUCUUUACCCGUUGGUUCAAUCAUUGGUGUUGCGAACUCGACCAACGGGACGACCUUCAACGUCAUCACAUCGGAUCAACUACAGUUACCUGGUUCCGGGCAGUUCAAACAGAUGCUAUGCGUAGACAAUGGUUUUAUCUGUGAACCGCGUCAUGAUAAGGAUACAGAUCCAUUGCGUUGGAACGGAGAAUUAAAAGCAACCCACAUAGUAAUUCAAAAUAGCACAGAGGAACAAGAAUCUGAACAAAUUCAUGUAUCGACUGCUAAUGCACAACCAAUAUGCAGCUGGUCAGAAUCUGCAAAUUUAGCAGUGUUACCAGUUAGAUGUAAAAAUACGAAUGCAGAAUUGCAUAAAAGUCGAUUCGGGUCUGGAGGAAGAGGAAGAUGCAUCAAACUUGGACAAGAUUGGUAUACGCCGAGCGAAUUCGAAGCUCUUUGCGGAAGAGCAUCCAGUAAAGAUUGGAAGCGCAGUAUUCGAUUUGGCGGUAGAAGUUUACAGACGUUAAUCGACGAACAAAUUUUAAAGCCACACGCUACCUCUUGCACGUGCGCAGCGUGCUGCGACGACGAUAGUGCAACCGGUCCAGUAAGAUUAUUUACACCCUACAAACGCAGAAGAAGAGCCAGAGACACCUCCGACGGGGAAACGCCAUCCCGAAAGCUUAAAAGUGAUAACUCGCGGGAUGGUAGUAACAAUGACGAAAGUGACGGUGAAGUAGUCAUACCUGAUAAAGAAGUGUGGCCCCAGUUUGUUUCAGCAGAGGGUUUAGUCGUGCAACAACCGCACGAAGAUACCGUUGUCCAAACUGUACAUCAAACUGAAAAUGGACAAGGCGAUGAUAUAUUUAAAAAGCUCGAGGAGAUGUCCAAUAAAAUGUUAAAAUUAGCUUAUGAAUUUAGGCGUACCUUGGAUGAGGCUAAGGAAGUAAGUAGACAACAAAGAAGAGAACAGGCAUUAGUUGCUCAAUUAGGAGGUAGAGGAGAUGUUAUUGAAACUGUUGGAUUGCAACCAGCGUCGGAUUCUCAUAAUAAAAAGUGUGCCAACUGUAAUAGAGAAGCAUUUGCAGAAUGUUCUUUAUGCAGACGAACGCCGUAUUGUUCUACGUUUUGUCAGCGCAAGGAUUGGGCGGGUCAUCAAGUGGAAUGUGUAAGAGGUGCUGCUGAAACUGUAAUGCUGAUAGUAGAAAGUAGUAGCGGAGAUACUACUACGCUAGCAACCACCGCCGGGGACCAAUAGCUAGUAUUUCUCACGCCUAUUCACCAAAGGAAUAUAGAUACUGAACAAACUAACAUAGAUACUUCAACCCUGAAAGAAGAGACGAAGACUUAAGAAAAAUUUCUUUAUUGACCAAAGGGUCAAAAAAUAUUCUGUAUAUAUGGUAGUAAAUAUUUUGUAUAUACAUAUGUUGAUUGUACGUAAGUUUGCACGAAGAUUGACAUUUUUUAAAGCCAACAAAUAGUAUAAAAUAUUAAUGAAAAUUCAUCAACCAAAUAAGUAUAGAAGUAAAGAAUAAUGUGCGAAUGGCGUACUUGAGUGUGUGUUUAUGUGCGAAUACAUACAUUUAUUGUAUUCCACAUAAUGAAAUAUACUUGUAUAAAUA